This is a messenger RNA of Fusarium mangiferae, 1572 nucleotides long. RefSeq lists its product as uncharacterized. The transcript is spliced from 2 exons. The record is from RefSeq and is a predicted model, not a curated record. NCBI's taxonomy places the organism in Eukaryota, Fungi, Ascomycota, Sordariomycetes, Hypocreales, Nectriaceae. Bases 1 to 1572 code for a protein of 523 amino acids.
AUGGAUGCUAGUCAAAGUCAGCCGGCUCAUCUUAUUCAUGCCACUGCCGAGCGAAAACUGAGGCUCUCGGAGCUUCCUUGGUUCGGCUGUGAUGAUGGGCUCUCAGAACCAGGCAUAACAGCAGAGUACAUAACUGGAAGUCUUGAAAGCAACUUCAAUGAAAUGCACCAGCAAAUCGAAGACUUGCAGGUAACGAUAAACAAUCUUUUGGAAGAAAACAAGACCCUCAAGGUUCAGAUGAGAACAAAGAUGGAAGAUUCGAUAACAAUGCGACAAAAGAUCUGCAAAAUGAACGUUGAUAUACAAGCACUUCUGAGUGAAAGAAAAUCAAUGGCAGAUGAACUUGAUAUGCUGCGAGCGCAGAGUGCCGUGCGUCCGCUGAGAAUGCUUGAAAAAACACAAAGAGGUAUCAUCGUCAGCAAACUACUUUCUAGAUCACAGACAAUGGACGACAAUUACAACACAGCCGAAGAGAAGGUAUCAAUUGGUUCUAGAGUUGAGAAUACGAUAUCCGAUGUAAAGAGUCCUUUGGACAGCGUCCUGAGUGUCGAUGAGGCUCGAAGGCUUUUUAAUUCCUUCCAGGAUUGGUUUGACGAGCGAGAUCUGGAUUCAACAUCACUGCGCCGUUGCUCAAUUUGCCACAAAAUGAGGUUUGAGCAAGCUAAUCCCGAUAGUUCAAACCCUUUUGUCGAUGAGUUUUCCACAAGUCUGCAACGGCCUAUCACCUGCAGUACUUCUGUCUGCUUGAUCUGCUAUCUUGAAUCUAUUCUCAAGUCUGUACAGAGACUACCUGAAACUUGGUGGGAAAUUUCAGGGUCAACAGUUCUGAUGCCGUGUCCGUGCGGUGCCUGUUCGGGGGAUAUCACUUUCGAAGAUCGUGGGACUUUACAGAAACUACUUGGACUCGUGAAAGUCCAGGAUGCAGACGGAAAACUGAGAAUAUAUGAUACUGCACAGCAUCUUCUGUCAGUACUCGACACCUUUGAUCCGCAGCCAACUUUGGAAGCACGUCAAGUAGCCAAACGACUACAUCAACAACUGACUUCGAAUGGCAUUAUGGAACCACUAUUUGAUCUUAAGAUCUCGGAACUACCAACUCUGGAGAACGGUGUACCACACGACGUGAACUCUAGACUUGUCCAGCUUCUCAAGCUGAACGGUGCUGACGAAGUAUUGCGUAUCCCCAUCUUCACUCAGCUUCUGCGACGAGAACAUUGUCCGCUUGAAUGUUCAAUUUGCACUGAACCUAUCUACGAUCUAAUUGAUGAAGUAUUUGAAAAGUGGGAUACCAUCUGCAGUGAAUACGAUGGGGACUGGAAGUGGAAGGUUCUUCCUUUCCCUCGCAAGCUUGGCCAGAGGUGCUCUCAUACUGUUGACUUCUGCAUGGAUUGCUUAGAGAACUACAUUGAAGCCCAGCUUGAUCAACAUGGGAGAGCGAUAUCAUGCCGAGAUCAGGACAGUACAAUCAAUCAGCUCAUCAGGAUGGCUGUUACUUCAAGUCAAGUAACCAACAACCUACACAGGUCACUGGGGAGCAUAUACCUGCCUUAUGAUGGGUCAGGUGCUUAUUAA